Beta vulgaris subsp. vulgaris (sugar beet) is the source of this 2086-nucleotide messenger RNA. Its product is annotated as zinc finger BED domain-containing protein RICESLEEPER 2-like. The transcript has 3 exons. Gene Ontology annotation, molecular function: DNA binding; protein dimerization activity. NCBI's taxonomy places the organism in Eukaryota, Viridiplantae, Streptophyta, Magnoliopsida, Caryophyllales, Amaranthaceae. The coding region runs from base 1130 to 2086 and encodes 318 amino acids. The record is from RefSeq and is a predicted model, not a curated record.
UAGAUAUGUCUAGUAGUACACAACCAAUGUCAUCAACACCUCAUGGUUCAACUACUUCUCCCUUCAUAGUAGAAGAGUUCUAUGUCAAUGACGAUGAUCGUGUGCCAUAUGUGAAUUUGGAAAAUGAGGAGGAAGAAAGUGAACCACCCCUUUCAAAUGCAACUGGAAAUGAGUCGGAGCCUUCAAAAUGAAAGUCAACCAUCAAAGAGAUAGAGAGCAAAAGUAUCUGAGGUUUGUAAAGACAUGGAACCGGUUAAAAAUAUGAAAACAAGUGUAUGCAUUGUCAUCAAGUGUUAAGUGCUUCAGGUACAACUAGUCACUUAAAGCGGCAUCUUGAAAGUUGUUUGAAAAAAAAAAUGAAUCAAAAACAACAAAGUAUGCUUAAUUUUUUGCCUUCGAAUCUAAAUGAAGGUGAUCCUAGUUUUAAGUUUGUUAGCGCUUUACAUGAUGGAAAGUUUGAUAUGAUGGUAAUGAGGGAAGGGAUAGCACAUUGGAUUUUGAUGCAUGAAUAUGCUUUUUCCAUUGUUGAAGAAGAAGGGUUUAAUUUAAUGUUAAAAAGGGGAAUUCCACAAUGGACUAGUGUGUCACGUCACACUAUAAAAACUGAUUCUUUUAAGGUUUAUGAGGUGGAAAAAAAGAAAUUGAAGGAUUUGCUAAAAAGUGUGGAGAAAAUUUCUCACUUUGUUGAUAAAAAUUGGAAGUUGCAAAAUCGAGUUCUCAACUUUGUCCAUAUUCCUCCUCCUCGAAAAGGCAAGGACAUAGCCAAUUGCAUUUUUAAAUGUCUAAAGGAAUGGGAUAUUGAGAGCAAAGUUUUCACGGUUUCGGUGGAUAAUGCUUCGGCAAAUGAUUCUUGCAUAAGUAUUAUGAAAGAUACUUUCUCACUAACAAAGAGGUUGAUUUGUGGUGGAAAUUGUUCCACGUCCGUUGUUGUGCACACAUUUUGAACAUUAUGGUUCAACAUGGCCUUAAGCAAGUUAAAACCAUUGUUAAAAAUGUGCAUGACACCGUUGAUUAUCUUAAUGGAAGUGAACAUCGUUUAAAGAAGUUUGCCGAGAUUGUCCAACAAUUCAACUUGAAAGAAAGACGAUUGAUUCUUGAAUGUAAGACAAGAUGAAAUUCAACUUUUGAUAUGUUAGUUUGUGCUCUCAAGUUUAAAGAGGUAUUUUCUAGACUUGCUUUAGAAGAUAGUGAUUAUGUUUUUUGUCCAAGUGUUGAUGAUUGGGAUAAAAUUGAGAAAUUGGUUGAUAUCUUGGAAGUAUUUUAUGAAGCUACUAUGAUUAUUUCGGGAUCGGAGUACCCAACUUCUAAUUUGUUUCUUGGGGAGGUUUAUAGAGUCAAAAGGAUGUUGGAUAGUAAGUGUGAUUCUAGUGAUGUCUUUGUCAAAGAAAUGGUGAAAAACAUGAAAGAAAGGUUUGAUAAAUAUUGGGGUGAAUGUAAUUUGUUGAUGUCUAUAGCUGUUGUGUUGGACCCUCAAAUUAAAUUGCAAAGUCUUGAAAUAGUUUUCCCAACAAUGUUUUCGGCCGAUGUUGCUAGGGAGAACAUUCAUAAAGUUAAAUCAACUUUGUAUGAGCUUUAUGAUGAAUAUGUUCAUUUGUAUUCUUUUUCAACUACUCGUCAUUGUGGAAGUACAACUAGUGCUAGUGAUGGUGUUGGUGUUAGUACUGGUGGUGGGAAGAGGAAAACAGGAAUGUUUGAGCUAAUACAAGUUGCAAGGUCUCAAGGCAUACCCGGGGUUAGAAAAUCAGAAAUUGAGUCAUAUCUUGAGCCACGGUGUUUUGUUGCGGAGUCUGAGGAUCAUGGUGCUUCGUUUGACAUUUUGGGAUGGUGGAAAGAUAGAACUAGCGAAUUUCCUAUUUUAUCUAGAUUGGCAGCUGAUAUUUUAGCCGUUCCCAUUACUACCGUAGCAUCUGAGGCUACAUUUAGUGCCGGUAGUCGACUGAUUGACCCUUAUAGGUCUUCCUUGAGUCCUAAAACCGUACAAAUGUUAAUUUGCACCGGAGAUUGGUGUAGAUCACUUCAUGGGGUGAAGAGAAAAAAUAAGGACAAGGCGGAACAACCUAAGGAAAUUAUUAUUCCUAUCGAAUAG